ACGGUCGAUAUGGACACUUGACAGCAAUGGCAGCCUUGAAAUGGGAGGUUUCUGCACGGCCACAAGUACCUACUGGCAAUUAGUACGCUUUCAAAGCCUCGACUUCUGUUUAUCGAGGAAGGACCACUAAACAGUUCAAGAUAAUCACCCGAAACCGACACAGAAGAAGAACGACAACUAGCUGUGAUGCUGGGGAACCGUCGAUUUCAUGGUGGACCAUUUUCGCUUCUGGGUUCGAAGGAGCAGAAGAAGAGAACAAUUGUUGUAGGACUGAAGUCUGAUAACAGUAGCAGAGAUAUGCUGCUGCGAGUACUUGUUGAGGUUGGCAAGGCAGGGGACAAUGUGUUGGCAGUACAUGUUGAAGAACCAAAUGAUACUUUUGAUCCAAAUACAUUUCACAUCCAUGAAGAUCUCUGCAAGUCAAAUCAGAUUGACUUUCUGGUCAAAGUAUGCACAGGAGAGACUUACAUUGCUGAAUUAACUCAUCAAGUGAGAGUGAACGGUGCUACAGUUCUUACACUUGGAUGCAGCCUUUCAGGGCCGAAAGAAUUACUUGUUGGGAAAUGCAUAAAACUGCUGCCUCCAACUUGUACUCUUCUGGUUGUCAAUAUUGCAGGAAGAAUUCUACUCCGAAGGCAAGGAAUUUACAUGCAUAGAUCUUUGAUCAUUGAAUCCUCUAUAUCUCCAUCCAAAAAAGCCAGCUUUGCACAACCAAUAAUCACAAAUCAAUUGAAGAAAUGCAUAACCACAGCACCUUCUUCCCCUACCUCUUCGCCAAAACGAAAUAGUGGUAAUACAAGAAAGUUCAGUGUUAAUGAAGAUGUGCAAUGUCCGGACUGGCUGUCACAAAAACUCUUCCAGAGACUGGCAAUCCUAGAAGCAAAUGGGUCGAGCAAGCGUUUUACAUCAACAGAGCUUAAUGCAGCUACUAAUAAUUUUAGUCCUGCCAUGUUCAUUGCAGAGGGGACUAAUAGUAUGGUGUACAAAGCCAACCUUGUCAAUGGUCUGGCUGUAGCUGUGAAAGUGCUUAAGAACACACAUUGGUCAGCGGAGGAUCUGUUCCAAGAAGUGGAAACUUUGUCCAGCAUAAAGCAUGAAAACAUAGUCCGGAUAGUUGGGUAUUGCAUAUGUAGGAAGAUGAAUGCAGUUGUGUAUGAUCUCCUAAUGGGGAGCUUGAAGCAAACUUUGAGAACGCUCAAAUGGAGCGAGAGAAUGCGAAUUGCAGUUGAUGUAGCAAGGGCCCUGGAUCACCUUCACCAUUGUUGCAACCCUCCAAUCAUCCACAGAGAUGUGAAGUCCUCUAAUAUACUUCUUUCUAACAAUUAUCAAUCACUACUUUCAGAUUUUGGAGCAGCAAUGGUACAUAAUCAAUCAGAGGAAAAUUCAGAAAAUAUGAAGCCAUUGAAUGUUGUUGGGACCUUUGGAUACUUAGCUCCAGAGUACAUGAUGUGUGGAAAAAUCGAUGAGAAGGUAGACGUGUACUCCUAUGGCGUUGUGCUCCUGGAACUCAUUACUGGAAAAGAAGCUAUUCAAAAAAACCAGGCGAAUAACGAAAGCUUAGUACUUUGGGCAAGUUCUUUACUUAGCCGCGGCCUGUGGGAGUGUCUGAUAGAUCCUGAAUUGAACCGUGAAUAUGAUAAGAAAGAGAUGGAAAUGAUGAUGUUCAUGGCACGCCUUUGCCUCACACAUUCAUCGUGGCGAAGGCCAACUAUGAAAGUGAUACUGAGGGUAUUUGAGGAGCCUGAGUACUGGCAAAAGAUGCAAAGCGGGAAACAUGAGUUCCUCGACGAUAUGGCUGCUCAGAUGCUCUAAAUAUGGAUGAAUUCUACUGCAAGUAAGAUUAUUUGAAGUGCUGGAUUGCUGUAUAGUUAAUAAACUUGUUUCAGUGAACUGAUUUACAGGUUGGUUUCCUGAAAAGGUCUUACAUAUCAUGUGCAGUUCUUGAAUUGAUUUGAUCUUGGUUAUCUGCUGUCACCCAUUUUAUAUAGUCAAAUGCAAUUCCUUUUAGAGUGUGAAAGAUGCUGAAAGGGGAUAAUCACACACAAUAGAAUGAAU
Tripterygium wilfordii is the source of this 2055-nucleotide messenger RNA. RefSeq names its product PTI1-like tyrosine-protein kinase 2. The record is from RefSeq and is a predicted model, not a curated record. Gene Ontology annotation, biological process: protein phosphorylation. The transcript is spliced from 7 exons. Gene Ontology annotation, molecular function: ATP binding; protein kinase activity. Bases 187 to 1812 code for a protein of 541 amino acids. NCBI's taxonomy places the organism in Eukaryota, Viridiplantae, Streptophyta, Magnoliopsida, Celastrales, Celastraceae.